AACUGAAUUAUUAUCAUUGGCUGAACAUUGAACAAAGUCAACAAACUUGGGGCUGAAAACUCGUUGAAAGACUUAGCAUGCCUUUAGUUCUUAGAGCUAAGACUGUAGUUGUGGGUGACCCUGCUGUUGGUAAAUCAGCUUUAAUCAAAUCAUUACAAACUGAUGGAACACAAUUCCUCAAAAGCUACUCAAUGACACUAGGAGUUGAUAUUUCUAUGAAAACAAUAAACUUGAAGGACUCUGAAGACAUUGUUGAGCUGUAUGUGUAUGAUUCAGCAGGAAAAGAACUGUAUUCAGACUUUGUUCAAAACUUUUGGGAGCAUCCAGGAGUUGUUGCUGUCGUGUUUGAUGUAACAGAUAGACAGUCAUUUCAGUCCUGUACCAAAUGGCUAGAGCGAGUUAAAGCUAGGAAAGCUGCAGUUGAGCUUGUUUUACCAGGUGUAUUGAUUGCAAAUAAAGUUGAUCUAACUCAACGCCGUGAAGUAACAGAAGAAGAAGGAAGGAGCUUUGCUAAAUCAAAAGAAUUGGAAUAUUUUGAAUGCUCUGCUAAAGAGCAAGAUAACAUACAAGAACCUUUCAAGUAUUUGGCUGAAUCAUUUCAUUCACUUUAUCAAAGCAAAGCAAAUCAAAUACAGACUCUUGUCCUUUCAUGAAUAAUGCACACAUUAAUUCUAAAUCAGGGCGGGGGUGUUGUUUACUCUAAUAUCUAUGGUUGUUUGUCAUUUAAUGAGCCCCACCCAAA
This is a messenger RNA of Amphimedon queenslandica, 742 nucleotides long. RefSeq names its product intraflagellar transport protein 27 homolog. Gene Ontology annotation, molecular function: GTPase activity; GTP binding. NCBI's taxonomy places the organism in Eukaryota, Metazoa, Porifera, Demospongiae, Haplosclerida, Niphatidae. The transcript is spliced from 7 exons. Bases 78 to 653 code for a protein of 191 amino acids. The record is from RefSeq and is a predicted model, not a curated record.